Molecule: messenger RNA, 873 nt
Organism: Paramecium sonneborni
Lineage: Eukaryota; Ciliophora; Oligohymenophorea; Peniculida; Parameciidae
Source: the annotation of a GenBank genome assembly
AUGAAAAUUGACAAACUUUCAGAGGAACAACUAAAAAGAAAAAUAGAUUUAAUUUUGGAGAAGAUUUUUAUUGAAAAAGAUAAAGUAUAGGAAAAGCUAUAAUAAUUGCAAGCAUGCACAAAAACUAUUAUAUCAAUAAAAAAUAAACGUUUUUCAGAAAUUUCAACUGAAUUUUAUAUAUUAUUUGACAUUAAAGAUUUAAAUAGAACAAAUAUCGGAUAUUUUAUGUAAGAUUUUCAUAAUUUAACCCAAAUAUUUACAAAUUUGAUAAAUGAAAAACUGAAUUCUAUGGUUAAUUUAGAUUUAUUCAGCUAUUACAAAAAUUUAAGUAAUGUUUAAAAGAAGAUUGAAGAAAACAUUGAUUUAAGCUAUCAUGAUCUAUUUAAAAUUCUAGACAAACAAGGCAGGAGAGUUGUAAAGCCUGGAGAUCUUUUAUAAUUUUUGAAAAGACUUCCUAUUGACAUCACACACCAUAGAUUAAGAGAAAUAUUGGUUAAAAUUAAAAGGGAAGUAAUAAAUAUGGAAACAUGUUUAAUUAAUUUUUAGGAAUUCAAAGAAAUAAUGUAAUAGUUGAAUAAAUAGUCUAUACUUCUUAGUUUAACCUAUCUUGGAAUUUCAAAGUAAUAAUUAUUUGUCGCAUUAUUGGUAACGGUUAUAUAUUUAGGACUUGUACUCACAUUUAUUUUAAUAGGGGUUUAAGCUUUAGCAAUUCCUGGUACAUUUGCAGCAAUUAUUAAUGCUAUAUUGCCUAUGAUUGGAGGCUUUGGAUUAAAUAAAUAAUCAAAAAAUAAAUAGAUUAGGACAGUAAAUUAGAAUACAAUUAUGGAAUCUGUAAAGAAAGCUAUCAAAAUUAUAUCUGAAAAAACAAUUUGA